Molecule: messenger RNA, 1243 nt
Organism: Myxocyprinus asiaticus (Chinese sucker)
Lineage: Eukaryota; Metazoa; Chordata; Actinopteri; Cypriniformes; Catostomidae
Product: microtubule-associated protein RP/EB family member 1-like
Exons: 7
Coding region: 132-1001 (289 amino acids)
Biological process (GO): regulation of microtubule polymerization or depolymerization; spindle assembly; protein localization to microtubule plus-end
Cellular component (GO): cytoplasmic microtubule; microtubule organizing center; spindle midzone
Molecular function (GO): microtubule plus-end binding
Source: RefSeq, a predicted model, not a curated record
UGUGUGUUUUUUCCAGUUUGUAGAUAAUAACUUAUUUUGACAGAUGUGAUUGGUUAGUAAGCUUCUGUUUUGGUCUUCGCCAGUUUUCAGCACGCUGCUGCUUGAAGCUGCACGUUUAGAACGACACGCCGAUGAAACAGCAGCCGGUUCUUUCACAUCACAUCAAAGUUAAGAGUUUUUCUGGACCAAACCCACUUUCAGUUAAAUUCAUCGGUUUUGUCUCAGGCAUGGCUGUGAACGUGUACUCGACAUCAGUGACAAGUGAGAACCUGAGCCGCCAUGACAUGCUCACAUGGAUAAACGAGUCUUUACAGAUGAACCAUGCCAAGAUCGAGCAACUGUGCUCAGGUGCUGCGUACUGUCAGUUCAUGGACAUGUUGUUCCCAUCAAGUGUUCCACUGAAGAAAGUCAAAUUCCAGGCCAAACUUGAGCACGAAUACAUUCAUAACUUCAAACUCCUUCAAGCCAGCUUCAAGAAGAUGGGAGUUAGCAAAAUUAUCCCUGUUGACAAGCUUGUGAAAGGCAAGUUCCAGGAUAACUUUGAGUUUGUGCAGUGGUUUAAGAAGUUCUUUGAUGCAAACUAUGAUGGGAAAGAAUAUGACCCGGUUGGAGCACGGCAGGGACAAGAUACAGCCGACAAACAGAGUCCAGCGGCAGCCACAGCCAACAAGCCAAGGAAAGUCACCUCAGCUCCACAGCGUUCAGCCACAGCACCCAAGUCUGCACCAAAGACAGCUCCAACUGCAAUGCGCUGUGCAGGAGGUGGGGAUGAAGACAAAGGAGCACUUACUCAGAUGGUAAAUGACCUGAAGGCCACCAUUGCAGACAUGGAGAAGGAAAGGGAUUUCUAUUUCGGCAAACUCAGAAACAUUGAGCUCAUCUGCCAAGAGAAGGAGGGUGAGGGUGACCCAACACUUCAAAGGAUCAUGGAUAUUCUGUACGCCACAGAUGAAGGUUUUGUAAUUCCGGAGAAUGAUGCAGGUGAACCGGAAGAGUUUUGACCAAUCCAGGGGUGACAGUUUUGAAAAUUACCCAUUGAACUCUGAAAUGCACAUAUACUGUACUGGCUUAUUACUGCUAUUCUGCUGCACUAGCCUUGGGUCCAUUAUUUUGAACUGUGACUUUUGAAUGUAUUUUCAGGGAAGUUCUGUACCUUGAAUUUUCAGCUUUUUUAUUGAACACUGAAAAAUAAUUACUUUUGUGAAAGAAAAAUAAAGUAGUUACCAGUGGCUGUUUUAUACCA